Messenger RNA from Schizosaccharomyces japonicus yFS275, 1520 nucleotides. Its product is annotated as aldose reductase YakC. NCBI's taxonomy places the organism in Eukaryota, Fungi, Ascomycota, Schizosaccharomycetes, Schizosaccharomycetales, Schizosaccharomycetaceae. Bases 178 to 1197 code for a protein of 339 amino acids. Gene Ontology annotation, molecular function: oxidoreductase activity; oxidoreductase activity, acting on CH-OH group of donors. The transcript has a single exon. The record is from RefSeq and is a predicted model, not a curated record.
GUUUAGUCAUGCUUAGAUAAGCAGUAAGCAACGAAUGCUUCGAUAGCGCCGAUGCUAAGGAGCCUAGUUUUCGCCCCUAAGGUUGCUCCUCAUUGCAGUUUUGUCGGCUUAGGAACUGUAUAUAAAGGCUCUGGUCAAAGGGUCGAACAGGUACGAAACACAGAAACGCAAUAUAGAAUGAGCAUCCCUACACGCAAGAUUGGCAAAGAUGUGGUCCCGGCCAUUGGAUUUGGCGCAAUGGGCUUACACGCAAUGUAUGGACCUUCUACAGAAGAAGCGAACCAGGCAAUCUUAACUCAUGCCGCCGACAUGGGUUGCACUUUUUGGGAUAGCUCUGAUAUGUAUGGUUUUGGAGCGAACGAAGAGUGUAUGGGCCGUUGGUUCAAGGCAACGGGUCGUCGGAAGGAAAUCUUUCUCUGCACCAAGUUUGGAUAUUACAAGGAUCCGGAGACGGGUGUCGCGUCUAUUAACAACAAACCCGAGUACAUUCGCAAGGCGUUGGAUGCUUCGUUAGAGCGUCUCGGUGUUGAUUACAUUGACCUGUACUAUGUCCAUCGUUUUUCGGGCGAAACUCCUGUUGAAGACAUUAUGGAAACAUUAAAGGAACUGGUUGCGGAGGGUAAAAUCCGUUACAUUGGUUUCUCCGAGUGCAGUGCAGACACUAUCCGUCGUGCCUGCAAGGUGUACCCUUUGAGCGCUGUUCAGGUCGAGUACUCGCCUUUCUCUCUCGAAAUUGAGCGUCCUGAAAUUGGCGUGCUGAAGGCCUGUCGUGAGAACAAUAUCACCGUCGUUUGUUACGCUCCUUUGGGCCGUGGAUUUUUGACUGGCGCUUACAAGUCGCCUGAUGAUUUCCCUGAGGGCGAUUUCCGUCGGAACGCUCCUCGGUACCAGAAACAGAAUUUUUACAAGAACCUUGAGCUUGUGAAGAAGAUUGAAAAAAUUGCUGAAAAACAGGGAAUUACUCCUGGACAGCUCAGUUUGGCUUGGUUGCUUGCUCAAGGUGACGAUAUAUUGCCCAUCCCUGGCACCAAACGCAUUAAGUAUCUCGAUGAGAACUUUGGUGCUAUAAACGUGAAACUUCCCCAAACAGUUGUCGAUGAGAUCCGCGAAGCUUGUCAAGAAGCAGAAGUCAUUGGUGAACGUUAUCCUCCCGGACCUGGAAAGAAAUUAUUCAUGGACACACCUCUUCGCAAGUAAGCUCAAUAAGCUCUUCGCAUUUGCGAUUUUUGGACGAAUCAAACUAAUUAGCGAAAACUGCUCAACACGUGGCUUUAAGGCGGCCGCUAAUCAUAUUUUCACUCAUGUAGUGAUAAUAGUGUAUAUUGAAUUUAUGUGAAUCGUUUACGAUCAUGUCAAGUUAAGGAAGGAUGAAAUGGUGAGAGUCGGAAUGCGUGUUUUAAUAGAAAGAAUUUCUUCUAACGGUCGUUUUACUAUCUUUUAAACAGGUUCUAUACUAUAGCCGCUGAUCUUCUUAUCACAAAUAUAGCAUAAAUAAUCCAAUUUGAAUAAAACAAUUUAGA